Molecule: messenger RNA, 1457 nt
Organism: Xiphophorus maculatus (southern platyfish)
Lineage: Eukaryota; Metazoa; Chordata; Actinopteri; Cyprinodontiformes; Poeciliidae
Gene: ascl1a
Product: achaete-scute family bHLH transcription factor 1
Exons: 2
Coding region: 121-720 (199 amino acids)
Biological process (GO): neuron differentiation; sensory organ development; positive regulation of transcription by RNA polymerase II
Cellular component (GO): RNA polymerase II transcription regulator complex
Molecular function (GO): protein dimerization activity; RNA polymerase II transcription regulatory region sequence-specific DNA binding; DNA-binding transcription factor activity, RNA polymerase II-specific
Source: RefSeq, a predicted model, not a curated record
UUCCAGGACACAUUUCAGCGCUGAGAGGCGGACUGCCCCCACCGGAACAAGUGCGGUCGAAACACGUGAACGGCACGAGCGGGACGCACCGCCUCGAGACUUAAAAGUUACUUUCCGGAGAUGGACAUUACAGCCAAAAUGGAAAUUAACGUCAGCCAGCAGCAGCUGGUUCCCACCGCGUGUUACUUUUCGGCGCAGAGCAUCCAGCUGAGCCCCAGCAGCAGCUGCAGCAGUAGCAGUCAGUGCAGCGGGAAGUCCAGGCAGCCGAAGCGGCAGCGCUCCUCCUCACCGGAGCUGCUGCGCUGCAAGCGGCGGCUGAACUUCGCGGGCUUCGGCUACACGCUCCCGCAGCAGCAGCCGCACGCGGUGGCCCGCCGGAACGAGCGCGAGCGCAACCGGGUGAAGCUGGUGAACAACGGCUUCGCCACGCUGCGUGAGCACGUCCCCAACGGAGCCGCCAACAAGAAGAUGAGCAAAGUGGAGACGCUGCGCUCCGCGGUGGAGUACAUCCGCGCCCUGCAGCAGCUGCUGGACGAGCACGACGCGGUGAGCGCCGCCUUCCAGGCCGGCGUGCUGUCGCCCGGCAUGUCGCAGGGUUACUCCGCGGACAUGAACUCCAUGGCCGGGUCACCCGUGUCCUCCUACUCGUCGGAUGAAGGCUCCUACGACCCGCUGAGUCCGGAGGAGCAGGAGCUGCUGGACUUCACCAACUGGUUCUGAGCAUCUCCAAGAAUUCUGGAUCAACUCGUCUGAGUUUUGUUGUCCGGCGCUUGGGAUGGUCCCGGAGAACAAGGCGCGCUGUUUUAAUCCUAAAGACUGAUUAAAGACUCAGGGUUAAAAGGAGACAAAGUGGGAAAAACACAACAAAAAGAGAUGCUAACGUGAAUUCAUGCUGUCCAGAAAACAAAACAUUAUUUAAAAUGCCGCUCCUCAUCUAUGCUAAUCCAAUCACACCGACCCUUUUUUGUUAAACCUCUCCGAAGCUGAAUUCAGUUCAAAUGCUUCCAGGUUGCGGAUUUAUUCUAUUAAAUUCUAUAUCAGACGCUUUUUUUGGGAAUAUAUUAAGAUAUUUUUGUAUGUAAGAGAUUUAUAGAUGUUUUGUACACAUCCUUUUUGUAUAUAUUUUGUCUAUUGCGAAGUUAUUUCUAAUACCUCCUGCCAACGUAGACCUGUAGUCUAUUAUUCUCUGGCUCUUGUGUUCACGAGGUCUCCAGCAGGAGUUUGACACUCCGAUGUUUUUAUUAUAUAGCACCAAUGUGUCUUAUUUAAUAGCAGAACCAUGUUAUUGCAUUAUAUCAUGUCACAAUGAUCAAACUUAUGCAGCUAUUGUCCAAAAAAAGAGUGCAAUAGCCAUGCAUUAUACUGCCAGCUCUUUAUCUUCUAUUCACAAGCAGAUGUUGAAUAAUUCUUUAUAACCAUAUUUUCUACGAUUUAGUCCAAAAAUAAAGAGAUUUACU